AUGCCGGAGCCCCAGGCAUGGAAGAGGGAAGCAGAUGCCACCGGAAGUGGCUGCCAGCAGCUGUCAGCUGAGCCCACAGCUUGCCUUUGGCCAGAGGGGGCCCACAGCAGUUCCUCCAUUCUGGUGGCCAGCAGCUAUGUGGCCAUGGGACAGUGUGAGAGCCCUCGGGCUGUGGUCACAUCCACCAUAAAUGGACAAACGAGGGCUUUGCCAGGAGGCUCAGGCGCGGGCUGGUCCCCAUCCUUCCUCUUAACCCCGUUGCGAGGCUGCCGAGGCCGCCUUCUGCGCGGGAGGACUGACCCCUGGCGACCGAGGCAGACGUGGCGGGCUUGGGGCUUGGACUUUUCUGAGCGGUGGUGCAUCAGCCAACGCAGCCUAAGGAAGCUGAAUAACGCAGGCUUCCUGCCACCCCACAGCCCGGGAGUUGGGAGGUGUGGCCGGUGGGGUGAGGGGUCCGAGUCCCACGGUCUAGGACGUUCAUUUCUCCGAGGCUCAGUCUCUCCUCUGGUGGGACCAUGUCUGGAAGAGCCCCUGGCUUGGCUCCUGGAGCUGGCGGCCAGAGCCACCAGGAAGAUCCAGGAGCCAGGGCCACCCUCGGGUCGCCUUAGCAACAGCAUCCAUGAUCAGACUUUAAGGCAACUGGGACCCGUGCUCCCUAUGGGAGGCUGCAGGUUCACGUCGGUGUCUGGUGAUAAAGAAGACAGGGAUACAGCAAGAAGGAAGGAGGCCCUGUGCGCGACACUAAGAUUAGUGACACCAUAG
Mandrillus leucophaeus (drill) is the source of this 762-nucleotide messenger RNA. RefSeq lists its product as uncharacterized. NCBI's taxonomy places the organism in Eukaryota, Metazoa, Chordata, Mammalia, Primates, Cercopithecidae. Bases 1 to 762 code for a protein of 253 amino acids. The transcript has 5 exons. The record is from RefSeq and is a predicted model, not a curated record.